Molecule: messenger RNA, 3125 nt
Organism: Amoebophrya sp. A120
Lineage: Eukaryota; Dinophyceae; Syndiniales; Amoebophryaceae
Source: the annotation of a GenBank genome assembly
UAGACACGACUUGAAAUCAAAGUUGCAUUUGUUUCUUUUCACUCCUGGUUAAUGUUGCAUUUUCACCAGCAUUUCCAAGUGAAGCCACCUAUUGUCGUAGUGGUGUAAUUCGUGCUUAGAACUACAUAAGAAUUAUCCAAGAUGUUGCAGCAGCUCUUCAUAGGCGCUGCGAAUUUUGUGGCGUCCGGAAAGCGAGGCGGCCGGGGAGAUGACCUCUAUGAUUUCUACAACAGCGUGAAUCUUCUGAUGGGUAUCAUGCUUCUGCUCUACGGCCUGAAGGGCGCCAUCCGGGCGUGGCGCGCAUGUUUGAAGUGCCGGAUUCUGAUGCGCGCCUUCGGAUUUUUCGCGCUGAAAGACCGGCAGUUGGAGUGGGAUAAGAAAUCGAAGGAAGAGAAAGCGGCCGCAACCAAAAAUUCGGGGUCGUUUUCAUCUUCUGCCGGCGAUCUGAAUAAAAUGGCGGAAACCAUCCGGCCGAGCGGCUACGGAGCAACCGGAACAACUACCACCGCGAUGAACAGCAACAAUUCUACGCGGCGCCGGGGUAGCACCACGCCGCCGGAGGACCAAAUAACACAACAACAAAAAAGCGUAAACACGACCUCCGGCAGAGAAAGUUCCUUCCUGCGCCCCCGUUUGAGCCAAACGGGCCCGCCGACCGCUGAGGAGAAGGGGCAGUGCCUCCGGUCCAUCUUGUCGUACGGCGAACUGCACGUGUCGGAGAUGAUGGCCGAUUUGGAAGAGGCACCGAGCCACAUCUGGCGCGGCUUUUGGCUGUCCGCCUGCGUGCUGUUUGUGUUAGUAAGGUGGCAGGACAUGAACUAUCUCUCCCGGGAGCUGCUGGACUUGUCUGCGGGGAGCGCUUUCGGCGCGGUGUUCCUGCCCAGCGUGGUCCUGUUUCGCUACCUGCUGGACGUGUUUCGCGGCUUUCUGCUCGUUUCCGGCCUCCUGUUUGCGGUGUUCAUCCCGCGGGCCCGCAGGAAGGACUACUGGGUGUACGAUCUGCCCGAAGACAUCACCGACGAGGAGAUCGAUAUUUUGCUGAAGUCCCGGAACGUGGGCUGGAUUUCCGCGGACAUCUGGCACGGGUGGGCGGCGGGCAUCGCGGUGGCCAACGGCGGGAUCAGCAUCAUCUGCUGGAUCUUCGAUCUGUGGGCUCGCGCGACGAUCGGCCUGGAGCCGUACGGGUGGAUCGAGAAAAGGCGGGAGGCGUUGAACCUGACCGGCGCACCAGUCACGACCGCGUCACUACCGGACGGGCAGAUGAUAUGCAAGAAAAAAACAGUGUAAGUGUAAAUUUGUGUUGCAGAACACGCAACAGAGUAGUUACACCUGUCAUGCCAGACAGCCAUGAAGCCCUCUUUUCAUCUGUGUUGUGCUUUACAUGACAGGUUUUCUCUGUCAUGUGGGGCAAAUGUGUGAUGCUGUUCCUCAAAGAAAGUUACACCUACACACUUUUUUUUCUGGAUAGAUGACCCCGUUCCAGCAGUACAACCCGGCCACGCAGUGCGCGGGCAAGGUAUCAACUGUAAAAAUGUCUGGGUCUGGAAGAUUCUGACACUUGUCAUGCACGUUUUGCAUGAGCCAUGAUGUCUGUGAUGCAUACCCUAGCAAUACAGAUUUUCUAAGGGCUUCGUGAUGCCUAUUCCGCAUGACAAAUGCCUUCUCAGCGUAGCAAAAAUUGCAUUCCCUUUGCUACUCAUGCAAUACAGAUUUUUUUGGAAUCCAAAUGCAGCAUCACAAGUUGCAUUCUUCCAGACCCAGACACUUUUGCAAUCCAUACAAGGCCUGGAAAAGCGAUUUCUCCCAGUUCAUGAAGUGCGCGCCCUACAUGCCGGGGGAGCGGUUGUACUAUUUGUUUCUAGCGGUCCGCGGGGUUCUGUGCGGGAUGUUCGUGUGGGCGGUGGUGACGACGAACGCGAAGUUUAUGCGGGUGGAGAUUGGCCAGACGCGGUUCUACCGCGGGCUGCGGGCCGAGGUGGCGAUUAUUAAGAUUAUCGCCUGGGAGUCCGCGUUCGUGGCGGUCGGGGCGUGGUACGUGCCCCAGGGGCUGUACGACUACCUGAACUGGGGCGGCAUGGCGCCGCUGCAGAUCUUACUCAUCCUCUUCACCGCCUGGUACACGGUCUACAUGGGGUACUUCUGCACGUGGUGCCUGCUCGACCUGUUUGUGGACUUCGAGUACAUAUCCUGUGCAAAAGUAUCGUACUCGUAGUAAUUGCUAUCAUGCAUGACAAAUAUCCCUUUUUAGGUGAAUCAGCAUUACAAAUUCCAUUUUUCUUCCUGAAAAAAUUUGUGAUGCAAUUUAUACAACUAAUACGAUACUUUUGCAAUGCAUAGUACACCGACCGGCGGCUCGCCCAGAAGUUCGACCAGAGCUGGGUCCCCCACGAGAAGGAGUUGGCGGAGGCGCUGCGCUAUCAAAUGCAAAAAUGUCUGGGUCUGGAAACUUGUAAUGCUAAAAGUGAAUGAUAAACGUACUGCAAUACGCAGCUAUGCAUAACAAAUUUUUUUGGCUGCCAUGUCUUACGUAUUCCGCAUGGUAAGCUGCGUUUUUGCAUGACAGGUCAGAGGGCCUUUCCGUGCCUAUGCAACACAGAUUCUCGACUCAUGCCAGACAAGCAUGACAAACUUGCAUCCUUCCAGACCCAGACACUUUUGCAUUUGAUAUGCGCGCGGUGCACGAGACACGCACCGUGCACCCGGAGCGCGGGCAGGCGUUGACAGACUUGUUGGAGCUGCCGCCGGACGAACUGGAGGUGAACCAGGUGUUGCUGUACAAAAACCGACCGAGCACGAUGCCGGCACACGUGUUUCGCACGUCGAACUAUGCAAAUCUCACGGCAGGUGGGUCGUCACCGAACGACACCAUGCAACCACCUCUACCCGGGGACGGUACCACAGAUGGUGCCGCCGUCGUCAGAGUCUCGUCGCACAAGGCUAAUCGCAACAGAUCUGUCGCCUCGACCGCGGCAGGCCCUCCGGGGUCGGUACCCUCGUUCGGCGGGAUCGACAGCAGGACAAAGCGGCGGAUGCACAAGGAAAAUCCCUGGCUCGACGCUCCACUGAUGCACGCGCUCACGCGGGGCGGCAUCGAUGGAUACUCAGCAAGUGAGGAGGAAACGUAG